Drepanopeziza brunnea f. sp. 'multigermtubi' MB_m1 is the source of this 807-nucleotide messenger RNA. RefSeq lists its product as uncharacterized. The record is from RefSeq and is a predicted model, not a curated record. NCBI's taxonomy places the organism in Eukaryota, Fungi, Ascomycota, Leotiomycetes, Helotiales, Drepanopezizaceae.
AUGUCGUUACAACAACGCGCGGUCGCCACGCCAACUUGCCCCGCGAUCCUCGGACUCCAUACGACAGCAGAAUUCGACGACGGUAGCACCGCAGUUCUCACACAGAACUCAUCGGUAGGCAGAAUGCCGCCUCCAAAGUCCUCGAUACCUCCGGCUGCAAAGCCAAAGCUCUCGGCUCACUUCGAUGCAUGGAACUCGUCAUCGACAGGCCACCAACGAGCAGAGAACGCCAUAGGGCGCUCGACAGGAUGGAGGCAAUCGCGGAAUAUGAAGCUCUCCCACCAAUUCAAGAGCGGAGGUAUGGGUGGGAAACGGAUAUCAGACCAGGUAGGCGCUGGGUCAAAAGAUUGGGACGAGAAAGCCAAGGCUUUGAUAUCCAAGGAGGUUAGGGAGAGGGCCAGAGUCAGUGUGGUAGAUCUGUUUACUAGGAAAGAGCCCUAUGGAAGCGGAAUGGGUAUUACUCUAAGCGAAGAAGACAAGCUGAUGGCGCAAAGAAGACGAGAGGACGACUUGAAAGAAGAGGAGAAGCUGAACCGCAAAAGGGGCAUCUUUGACGGGCUUGUCAUCUAUGUCAACGGCAGCACCCAUCCUCUGAUCUCGGACCACAAGCUGAAGCACGUCCUCGCAGAGAAUGGGGCGAAAAUGUCUCUCCACCUUGGAAGGAGACAGGUUACGCAUGUUAUACUUGGGAAGCCUUCGGGAACGUUAGGAAUGGGAGCAGGCGGUGGCCUCUCUGGGACCAAGUUGGAGAAAGAGAUUCGAAGGGUAGGAGGAUGUGGUGUUAAGUAUAUCGGCGUUGAAUGGUAG